AUGAAUGGGCUUAGCUGUGAGAGGUAUUCAGUGGCUGUAAGGAAAAUGUAUGGGUAAAUUGACAUCCUCAUUAACAAUGCUGCAGGAAAUUUAUGUCCAGCAUCUGUAUUGUCCUUCAGUGCCUACAAGAUGGUGAUUGAUAUAGACACCCUUAGAACUUUUAGUGUCUUCAAAGUUCUGUAUAAGAAUUGCUUGCUGGAUGAUGGUGGGGUUAUUAACAUCACAAAAACCAUGAGAUACAAGGGGCAGGCUCUUCAGGUGCAUGCCAAGACUGCCAGAGCAGCUGUAGAUGUAAUGUUGACCAAGUACCUGGAAGUGGAGUGGGAGCCCAACAACAUCUGGGUCAAUAACCCAACCCCUAUGCCAGGCACUGAGGAAUAUGGUAGUAGGCCUUUGGUGAGCCCCUGAGUAUCGUAUAUGACUGAAGCAACCAUGGUGGUGGACAGAGGGAGCUGGCUGAUCUUUGCAAAUGACUUCUGUGCACUUUUGGAUCUUCAGGCCAUGGAAGCUAACAAGGAUAAAUGAUGAACAGCUAACUGAUGUAUGUGAUUUUAACAAAUUACUAGGGUCUGGGGACAUCUCCAUGACCAUAGAGCUUGGCAGCAGAGGU
Molecule: messenger RNA, 610 nt
Organism: Gavialis gangeticus (Gharial)
Lineage: Eukaryota; Metazoa; Chordata; Crocodylia; Gavialidae
Gene: DECR2
Product: 2,4-dienoyl-CoA reductase 2
Biological process (GO): fatty acid catabolic process
Molecular function (GO): 2,4-dienoyl-CoA reductase (NADPH) activity
Source: RefSeq, a predicted model, not a curated record